AUGCAUACGCUCCACGCUGUCGCCUCGUCGACGCUGUCUCUCCCGACAGAUAGCUACAUCUACUCCAUCACGCCCUCGGCACCGGGCACGUUCGCGGCCAUUUCAUCAGAUGACUCGCUGCGCGUGUUUGACGCCGCCAAUCUGGACCGCGGAUCUGUGGUCUCUAAUGCUACGCAUGCGGGUGUAACGGCGUUGCGGAGCUUUGGGGUUGGCGGGUCGCAAUUGCUUGCUACUGGUGGGCGAGAUGGGAAGGUCAAGGUUUGGGAUGUUAGGGCUGGGAAGUCUGUUGUGGAGAUGCAGACGGAGAGAGCAGCACCUGUUCUGUCUGUCGCUUGUAAUGCAGAGACGAAUAUUAUCGUCGCAGGAACUGAGCUUGUCUCUUCGCAGGCAGUCGUUGCUUUCUGGGAUAUCCGAUCCCCACAAAAAAUCAGUCUCCAAUACGUGGAAAGCCACAACGACGACAUCACCGAGCUCCAAUACCACCCGACCCGCAGCAACAUCCUCCUCUCCGGCAGCACGGACGGGCUAGUCAACAUCUAUGAUACAACCAUAGCGGAUGAAGACGAAGCCUUAGUGCAAGUAAUCAACCACGGCUCCGUCCACCACGCCGGAUUCCUGUCCGAGCACGCCAUCUUUGCCCUCAGCCACGAUGAGCUCUUCUCCGUGCACCCGGCUACAAACCCGGACGAUGCAGCGCAGGCGCCGGAGCCCGUGCAGUUCGGCGAUCUGCGCGAUCCGCUGGGCUGCGAGUAUGUUGCUCAGCUUUGUCUCGGUGCGCAAGGGAUGUAUAUUGCCGCCGGUAAUAAGAUGGAGAAGCAGCUUGAUCUUGUGCCACUUGUUUCUGGGGAUUCUUGGUCUUUGGACCGGGAGAAUUUGUGGCGCUUGCCUGGUGCUCAUGGAGAGGAAGUUGUGCGCUCGGUUUGUCUUGAUGAACAGAGUCAAUCGGUCUUCACCUGUGGCGAGGAUGGAUAUGUGCGGGCGUGGAAGCCUGCCGAGGGAGGCGACAGUUCGGUUCAGUCUGGGUCUGGGUCAGCGAAGGCUCGGCCGAAGGAAAAGAAGAAGGAUAGGUACAAGCCGUACUAA
This is a messenger RNA of Penicillium soppii, 1083 nucleotides long. RefSeq names its product WD40 repeat domain-containing protein. Bases 1 to 1083 code for a protein of 360 amino acids. NCBI's taxonomy places the organism in Eukaryota, Fungi, Ascomycota, Eurotiomycetes, Eurotiales, Aspergillaceae. The record is from RefSeq and is a predicted model, not a curated record. Gene Ontology annotation, molecular function: protein binding. The transcript has 6 exons.